GCAUUAACCUCCCUGGCAGUAUUCCCGAGUGUAGCUCGGGGUAAAGUUUCAGCACCACAAGCAGUAACCCCGACCUACACUCGGGAAUACCAUGCGGCGCUGCUCCGGGAUCUCUUCUUCACUUACCUUGUCCUGCGCUCCCGUGAUGUCCCUCCUGCAGUGUCCCCGCCAAUGUCCUCCGGCCGAUGCCGGCAUCCAUCUUUUGGGUUCCGUUCCCUGCGACGUCGGGACGUACGGGGACGGAACGGCGGGAAAUUUGAAAUCAACAAAAAGUGACAUUCACUAAAUUCACUAAAAUCACAUAGUAAAACAUUACUGUAUCAAACCAUUUCACAUACAUUUUGUCCCUAGUGCUCUGUCCUGUGCCCUGCCUGCAUUUUUACUGUUCUUUCUGCCUGGAAACUGAGAAACGUCCAUGGCGUCCAAAAAGCGUCCCUUUAGGUCAAAAGCGGUUUUAGACCAGCUAGAGAACAGUGAUAGUAAAUUAGAACUACUUGCAGAAUUGAGUGAUAAUGAUUUGUGGGGAAAUUCAUCAUCAGACACUGA
This is a messenger RNA of Staurois parvus, 546 nucleotides long. NCBI's taxonomy places the organism in Eukaryota, Metazoa, Chordata, Amphibia, Anura, Ranidae. The record is from the annotation of a GenBank genome assembly.